This is a messenger RNA of Mya arenaria, 2100 nucleotides long. RefSeq names its product ras-related protein ced-10-like. The coding region runs from base 138 to 749 and encodes 203 amino acids. Lineage: Eukaryota; Metazoa; Mollusca; Bivalvia; Myida; Myidae. Gene Ontology annotation, molecular function: GTPase activity; GTP binding; protein kinase binding. Gene Ontology annotation, cellular component: cell cortex; cytoplasmic vesicle; plasma membrane. The record is from RefSeq and is a predicted model, not a curated record. Gene Ontology annotation, biological process: regulation of actin cytoskeleton organization; establishment or maintenance of cell polarity; actin filament organization. The transcript has 5 exons.
GUACCGUUGACAGUUUGAAUGUAAACGCGAAAUUAUUCAAAAUUUGAUUCUUUCUUGUGAUAUCGUUAAUUGUGAUAGUAUAUUAGUGUAGAUUUAAACUUCAAGAAUUUACAAUACAGAGAAUACAUUUGACCGCAAUGGAGAACAUAAAACUAUUAGUUGUCGGCGACGGCGGCGUCGGCAAGAGUUGUCUUCUUAUAGCAUACACAACCAGCGCGUUCCCGUCGAAGUACGUCCCGACAGUUUUUGACAAUUACUCUGCCAAUAUAAUGGUUGAUGGGAAAGCGGUCAAUUUGGGCCUCUGGGAUACCGCCGGACAGGAGGAUUACGACCGCCUCAGACCCCUUUCCUAUCCAGGGACGGACGUGUUUUUCAUCUGUUUUGACCUAAGCAGACGAUCUUCAUUUGAAAACGUGGAGCCAAAAUGGCUACCGGAAGUGAGACAUUACUGCCCAAAUACACCGAUUGUACUAGUCGGGUGCAAAGCUGACCUGCCGUCCGCAGUAUCCGCAGCCGAUAUCGGCAAGCUUACCAAGACUCAUGGACUCAAAUACUGUGAAACCAGCGCCCUCACACAGAGGGGUUUGAAGAAUUGCUUUGAUGAAGCUACACGGUCAGUUCUUAACGCACCAAAGACAAAGAAGUCCAUGGGUUUGUUCAGUAAAUUGAAAAAGACCAUCACGGAUCCGCCAGUUAUGCCGCAGACAGGUUGUAGUCUGGGUUUCAAGGCAGAAAAAAGUGAAAAAUGAGGAAAUUUACUGCACCCCUCUGCUAUACAAAAUAUUUUGAUAUCAAACUGUAAGUUAGGUUCUGUAGAACACGAAAAGUGAGUUUGGCCAGUGGGCGGCUCUUGCGGAAAGGAAAUAUUCAAGAUGGCGCUCAAGAUGGCCUCCAUUAAUUUCCAUUUCAGUUAAAAUACUAUGUUUGAAUAUAGCUGUUUUCAUCAAAUAUCUAAGACGAUAUAUAUUUCUCAUAAUGUACUUCAAAUUGACAUAUAAUCUUAACUAAUUCAAGGUAAAUGUAUAAAAAAUACCCCAAAAUUUGAUUUUUCCUGUUUACUUUUAUUUUUAAUUCAUUUAUGUUUAGUGUCUGUGAAAAAGUGGUGGCAGAAUUGUUAAUUGUACAUUCCUUCAUUUAAAACAAUAUUUUAGGAUAUAGCUUUUAUAUUUUUAAUAACGUCAAGGUUUCAUACUAUAAUAGCAUCCCAAAGGUGGUCGCAGGAUUGCUAUUGUUGUACGAGUAUACGUCUUAUAGCAAACUUUGCUAGUGUGCCGUCUAAAUGCAUGGCAUGUGUCUCUUUCAUAAUGUGCUUUAUGUUAACAUUUUUAUCUGACCUCUCCCAUGUCAAAGUUAAGUUCAUUUCAGUCAAUUCAAGGUCAUGGUCAUUUCAAGGUCAAGAUAUGAAAAUAACUCAAAGAAUGAUUUUCCCUGUAUACUUUAAUUUACGUUUAGUAUGUGUCUUCAGGCAUUGACAGAAUUGUAAAUUUUAUGUUCACUCAUUUAAAACAAUAGUUUAGGGUAUAGUUUUUUCUUGUUUUUUCGAAACCGCCACCGCCAAGGAUCAUACCGUUACAGUGUGCCAAAUAAAGGUGAUCGCAAGCUAUUGCAAUUGUUGAACGAGUCUUUUGGCACAUUGUGCUAGUGUUACAGUUAAUUUAUAUGUAUAUCCUAUUUCAUGGCAUGUAUCAAUUUCAUAAUGUGCUUCAUGCUGACAUACGUAUCUGAUUGCUUCAAGGUCAAGGUCAGUUCAAGGUCAAAAUACACUGCACCACAAACAGUUAUGAAUGUUGUUUAUUUUCGUCUUCUUAUUUUUUAAGUUUGUUAAUUAAAUUGUGUUUGCAGAGAAGUAAUUGUUAAUUUCCUCUCUUUGUGAUCUCUGUUCAGUUACUUUUCAUUGAAAUGUUUUAAAGGUGUUAUGGAGACAACUAGGUGUCGUUCUAGUACAUGUUACCCAAGGCGGUUACCACAACUUGUUGUUUGAAAGGGACUUCAUUAUUAGAACAUUGUAACUGUUUCAUUUUAAACACAUAUAUCCUUAAGAAUAGAUUGUAACUGUUUUAUAAUGUAUUUCAUAAUGAAAUACAAAAUUAAGCUUUUCAA